AUGAAAACAAAAGGUCUUCCUUUGUCGAAACGUCGAGGAGUUUUCCAAAGAACUCAAGAUAAUAUGAGCUCUAGAUACAUAGAAACUAGAAAGCCAUCAAAAUACUUACUCCCCCCAUCCUUGAUCGAACGGCUCGCCAUCGUUCGAUCAAGGAUAGGGAUUAAAAAAAAAUUAUUAUAUAUAAAAUUUUUGUUUUAUAUUUUUAAAUAAGAGGGUUAAGAGUAUUUAAUAAUUAUUUUUACAGCAAAAAAUUGAAUUAAUUUCAUAGAAUACCAACUUUUAAUAUUUUGAUUUUUUGAUUACGCCUUUACACUGUAUAAAUUUUAAUUUGUUCCUUAUUGAAUUAAAAUUUUUAAAUUUUAAAGAAUCUCUAUUUUUUAGAUGAUUGAGUUUUUAAGCCCAGGUUGAUGAUUAAAUCACUUCGAUGGUUGAUCUCGUAGCUUUUUGUCGUCUCAAAGCCUCUGACAACAACUUUAUUAGGCACAUCUUCCCAAGCUUUUAAUAACUAAUAUAUUUUUAUAUAUAUAAAAAAAUUGCAUGAUAUGAAAAUCGUUCAAUCAAGGAUAUUGGCUAAUUUCCCCAAUUUUUAGGAUUUUUUACAGUCAAUCGUUCGAUCAAGGAUGGGGGAGUUAACAAAUAUCCAAAAAGAUAUUAUAAAAUACUUUGAGGUAGCUCCAGAAACCACAGAUUUUAUGUUUGACUGUGAUUUCUUGGCUUACAACCACCGAUACGAUACCUCUUGUGACUCAAUACUGGAUGCUCCAGACAUUACCCACGAUUUUUCAUCAAAUAUUCUAUCAUAUGACUCAAAAAAUUAUUUAGCCAUGGGGUUAUGCAAUCAAAUAUACAUUUUGGACUCAGAAACGGGAAAUAUUACAACCCUAUUGGAAAAUCCAGAAAAUUGUAUAAAUUCUUUAUCAUGGCAAAAAAAUGCAAAUUCUUUGAUUUUUUCAAAUACGCCAGGAAAAAUAAGAAUUUAUGAUAUUGAAAGGCUUAAAAACACAAUGACAAUAAAUUUACCUUUGGCGAAGUGCUGCUCUAUUACUGCUGAAAAUAAUUUAAUCACAUGUGGGCUUGAGAAUGGAUCUUUAAUACACACUGAUAUAAGGUCUCCUAAAUGCAGAUUCCUCAAAAAAGGAGCCCACAGUGCAGCAAUUUCAGGGCAAGAUUGGUCAAUUUCGUCAAACCUUGCAACUAUAGGUUUAGAUCACAAAGUAAAUAUAUGGGAAAUAAGAGCCCAAGACCCUAUUGCCAGCUACAAUAUUGGAAGCCCAGGAAAAUCAAUUUCUUGGAAUCCUAUAAGGAAAGACAUUUUAGCUUGUGGGGGAAAUAAUCUUUCCAUUAUAAAUUAUUCUGAAGAAAGUAUAGAAAACACAAAAGACCUUUUAGAAGAAAAAUAGGCCCAUUCUUUUCUUCAAGGACAUUUUUUCUCUUAUAGCCGCUAUAUGGGUAAAAUCAGGUCAAGAUUAUUUUUCUAAUUUUGAUCGAAAAAUUAAUGUUUUUAGAAAAAUGCCUAAAAAAAAAAAAACCUUUGGAUAAGUGGCGCUGUCAGGAAAAAAUUGCAACCAAAAUGCAUACUACGAAAAAAUAGGAGGAAUUUGCUGGAAUUCUGAAGGAAAUUCUAUCGUUUGUGCACAAGGGAAACUUCUAUACAAUAGUCUUUAUUAGUUUAUCUUGUCAGUAAUAUAUUGGUGUAUUAAGCAAUACAAGGAAAAAAGCAUAAAGGUUUAUGACACAAAAUUGAGAAAAUGCUGCUCAUUUGAAGCCCAUGCAGAUGAAAUUUAUUUUUUAUCUAAAAACUCAAACCAAGAUAUCUAUUUAUAUAUAUCUCUAUCAAUAUAAAUGAUAAAUUUUGUGCAAAUAUAAGAUAUUCUAUUUUUUAUAGUAAAUAGAUAAAUCAGAUUAUUCGAGAAAUUUUUAUUCACUAUAAAUAUAUAUAAAAAUAUUAUCAUUUUUUAGAUUAAAGGCAUAAUUUUAUGCAAAAAAUAGGAAAACCCUUAAAAAAUUAUCACAAAAAAUCAUAAGAAAUUGUAUAUAGCAACUGCAGGUUUAGAUGAAACUUUGCGAUUUUGGAAUAUAUUAAAACAAUAA
Molecule: messenger RNA, 2091 nt
Organism: Blepharisma stoltei
Lineage: Eukaryota; Ciliophora; Heterotrichea; Heterotrichida; Blepharismidae
Source: the annotation of a GenBank genome assembly